UGCCUUUGGGGAAUGCAAUAUAUACCAAAUUAUAAUGCCAGAAACUGUGGCUACUCCAAUCUGUCGCUCCUUUCUGCUUCCAUCUCCUGAAUAAACGGGUUUUGAAGCAUAAUAACAGACAAGAUGUCAGAGAAAAAGAUGUCUUCAAGUCGCAAGCAUCAACUUAAGAGUUUGAUGCUGUCCAUCGCCAAAGGUUUACUGGAGGAGGAGGAGAGGGAGCGAGAGGUAGAGAGGACUAGGUACAUGGAUGAGAACUGUCCUUCUCUGUCUAUGCCCAGGAGCAUGCAGGAACUGCAGGAGCUGUGCAGGGAAAUCCACCACAAAAUCGACGUGAUCGACGAGGAACGAUACGACUUGGAGAUGAAAGUCAUCAAAACAAACAAGGAGAUUGAUGACCUGAAAAUUAAAGUUCAGGACCUGAUGGGAAAGUUCAAGAAGCCUGUCCUGAGGAAAGUACGCAUGUCCGCUGACGCCAUGCUCAAAGCUCUGCUGGGCUCCAAACACACAGUCAACCUGGACCUGAGGGCCAACCUGAAGCAGGUCAAGAAGGAGGUGAAAGAGGAGGAACUGCGAGAUGUUGGUGACUGGCGCAAAAACAUUGAAGACAAAUCCGGCAUGGAUGGGAGGAAGAAGAUGUUUGAGGCUGAGGCUUAAGAAUCAGUGCCUACUGUGCUUGGUUCAUUUUGUCAUAGUUUGGACUGGUUUCGUCUCCUGCUUAGACAGCACACAUUCAUUUUUUUAGCCACCAUCAAAGCUGUAGAGACUUCAACAGAAUAAACAAGCAACACCUGCUGAACAAGG
Messenger RNA from Mugil cephalus (flathead mullet), 801 nucleotides. Its product is annotated as troponin I, fast skeletal muscle-like. Gene Ontology annotation, cellular component: troponin complex. Gene Ontology annotation, biological process: muscle contraction. The record is from RefSeq and is a predicted model, not a curated record. Bases 124 to 654 code for a protein of 176 amino acids. The transcript is spliced from 7 exons. Lineage: Eukaryota; Metazoa; Chordata; Actinopteri; Mugiliformes; Mugilidae.